AUGCAACAUUUGUCAAUUUAUCUAUCCAAGUCUAUCCAAGUUUUUUUUAUAUAUCAUUGUGUUCUAUUUUCCCCUCAAUCCAUUGAUUAUUAUCCUUAUUGUUUUUUUAUCUAUCUAUGCCAAUUUUCCCUCAUAUUGUUAUUCAUACAAUAUCCAACAAAUAUAGCCUUGUGGCAGAUUUACCAUUGUUUAAUAAAUAUGUUGUUUUUUCUCUCUAUCUAUUUUUCUCUCUUAUUUGUAUUUAAAGAAUAUUCUGCAACUAUGGCCUUGUGGAAAGAUUUUCUGUUCAUAUCUAUAUAUCAAUCUAUCUAUCUAUUCAUAUCUAUCUAUCUAUCUACUGUCUAUUCAUAUCUAUCUAUUCAUAUCUAUUCAUAUCUAUCUAUUCAUAUCUAUUCAUAUCUAUCUAUUCAUAUCUAUCUAUCUAUCUACUGUCUAUUCAUAUCUAUCUAUUCAUAUCUAUUCAUAUCUAUCUAUUCAUAUCUAUUCAUAUCUAUCUAUCUAUCUACUGUCUAUUCAUAUCUAUCUAUUCAUAUCUAUUCAUAUCUAUCUAUUCAUAUCUAUUCAUAUCUAUCUAUUCAUAUGUAUCUAUCUACUGUCUAUUCAUAUCUAUCUAUCUAUUCAUAUCUAUUCAUAUCUAUCUAUUCAUAUCUAUUCAUAUCUAUUCAUAUCUAUCUAUUCAUAUCUAUCUAUCUACUGUCUAUUCAUAUCUAUCUAUCUAUUCAUAUCUAUUCAUAUCUAUCUAUUCAUAUCUAUUCAUAUCUAUCUAUUCAUAUCUAUUCAUAUCUAUCUAUUCAUAUCUAUCUACUGUCUAUUCAUAUCUAUCUAUCUAUUCAUAUCUAUUCAUAUCUAUCUAUUCAUAUCUAUUCAUAUUCAUCUAUUCACAUCUAUUCAUAUUCAUCUAUUCACAUCUAUCUAUCUAUCUACUGUCUAUUCACAUCUAUCUAUUCACAUCUAUUCACAUCUAUCUAUUCAUAUCCAUCUAUCUAUCUACUGUCUAUUCACAUCUAUCUAUUCAUAUCUAUUCAUAUCUAUCUAUUCAUAUCUAUUCACAUCUAUCUAUUCAUAUCUAUUCAUAUCUAUUUCUAUCUAUCUAUUCAUAUCUAUCUAUCUACUGUCUAUUCAUAUCUAUCUAUUCAUAUCUAUUCAUAUCUAUCUAUUCAUAUCUAUUCAUAUCUAUCUAUUCAUAUCUAUUCAUAUCUAUCUAUUCAUAUCUAUCUAUCUACUGUCUAUUCAUAUCUAUCUAUUCAUAUCUAUUCAUAUCUAUCUAUUCAUAUCUAUCUAUCUACUGUCUAUUCAUAUCUAUCUAUCUAUUCAUAUCUAUUCAUAUCUAUCUAUUCAUAUCUAUUCAUAUCUAUCUAUUCAUAUCUAUCUAUCUACUGUCUAUUCAUAUCUAUCUAUUCAUAUCUAUUCAUAUCUAUCUAUUCAUAUCCAUUCAUAUCUAUCCAUAUCUAUCUAUCUACUGUCUAUUCAUAUCUAUCUAUUCAUAUCUAUUCAUAUCUAUCUAUUCAUAUCUAUUCAUAUCUUCUAUCUAUUCAUCUAUUCAUAUCUAUCUAUUCAUAUCUAUCAUUCACUGUCUAUUCAUAUCUAUCUAUUCAUAUCUAUUCAUAUCUAUCUAUUCAUAUCUAUUCAUAUCUAUCUAUUCAUAUCUAUCUAUCUACUAUCUAUUCAUAUCUAUCUAUUCAUAUCUAUUCAUAUCUAUCUAUUCAUAUCUAUCUAUCUACUGUCUAUUCAUAUCUAUCUAUUCAUAUCUAUUCAUAUCUAUCUAUUCAUAUCUAUUCAUAUCUAUCUAUUCAUAUCUAUCUAUCUACUGUCUAUUCAUAUCUAUCUAUUCAUAUCUAUUCAUAUCUAUCUAUUCAUAUCUAUUCAUAUCUAUCUAUUCAUAUCUAUUCAUAUCUAUCUAUUCAUAUCUAUCUAUCUACUGUCUAUUCAUAUCUAUCUAUUCAUAUCUAUUCAUAUCUAUCUAUUCAUAUCUAUCUAUUUAUAUCUAUUCAUAUCUAUCUAUUCAUAUCUAUCUAUCUACUGUCUAUUCAUAUCUAUCUAUUCAUAUCUAUCUAUUCAUAUCUAUUCAUAUCUAUCUAUUCAUAUCUAUUCAUAUCUAUCUAUUCAUAUCUAUCUAUCUACUGUCUAUUCAUAUCUAUCUAUUCAUAUCUAUUCAUAUCUAUCUAUUCAUAUCUAUCUAUUCAUAUCUAUUCAUAUCUAUCUAUUCAUAUCUAUCUAUCUACUGUCUAUUCAUAUCUAUCUAUUCAUAUCUAUUCAUAUCUAUCUAUUCAUAUCUAUCUACCUAUCUAUCUGUUCCUGUUUACAUAUCUUUAUUAUCUAUCUAUUUAUCUAUCUUACUCUUUUUAUAUCUAUCUAUCUAUCUAUCUAUCUCAUUCUUUUUCUCUCAAUCUAUCUCACUCUGUUUCUAUCUAUCUAUCUAUCUAUCUAUCACCUAUAAUUUGGAAAAUAGAGAAAAUUAUUAUCUAUCUAUCACCUUUUAUCACCUGGUAA
Messenger RNA from Acanthosepion pharaonis, 2490 nucleotides. The record is from the annotation of a GenBank genome assembly. Lineage: Eukaryota; Metazoa; Mollusca; Cephalopoda; Sepiida; Sepiidae.